AUGUUGGCGAGAGUUAUUCUGUGCGUUUUAUGGAUUCUAACCGUAUGUUACAUAGUCCAAGCAAGUAUGGCGCUUGAUGAUAGAGCAGCAUUUCUCCAAGCAAUGUCCAGUAACCCCAAACUGUUGGCACAUCUCAUAGAUCGAUUCGGUCCUGACUUUUUGGAUCAAGUUCCUGGAAGGCUUGUGAAUCUCCAACGUCUUGGGAAGCGAUAA
Molecule: messenger RNA, 213 nt
Organism: Auanema sp. JU1783
Lineage: Eukaryota; Metazoa; Nematoda; Chromadorea; Rhabditida; Rhabditidae
Source: the annotation of a GenBank genome assembly